Molecule: messenger RNA, 412 nt
Organism: Spirometra erinaceieuropaei
Lineage: Eukaryota; Metazoa; Platyhelminthes; Cestoda; Diphyllobothriidea; Diphyllobothriidae
Source: the annotation of a GenBank genome assembly
AUGGAUGACGAGGUUGUCUUAAAUAUUUCUGCACAAACGCAAGGAGAUCCGGGAAAGGUAGUUAAAUGAUUUUACCAAUUUAAGUUUAUAGACCAGAAAAAGAGGGCGAAAAUCCAUCGAAGCUAAGAGUUCGCAUGAAGAUGGUCAUGCCCGCGUUCUACAGCCCAAUAGGGAUGGGCCUGUUGAUCUUGAUACUUCUGUGAACCAGCGAAAUUUCAACGACUCUAAACCGUCGAAACUUUCACAGGGAGCCAAAAACCGUUCUUUGAAUUCUCACACCAAAAUACCGAAUUCUGAACGAACCCUUAAAUUUGCACAAGCUCCUGACAAGACUUCGAAGAAUCCACUUCAAGUGGGCCUCUCAGCUAAGCAACAUCCCAGCCAAGAGGAGUUUUUGAACACUGUCAAGUAG